Metarhizium album ARSEF 1941 is the source of this 3816-nucleotide messenger RNA. Its product is annotated as Serine/threonine-protein kinase domain protein. Bases 1 to 3816 code for a protein of 1271 amino acids. The transcript has 3 exons. Gene Ontology annotation, cellular component: cytoplasm. Gene Ontology annotation, biological process: intracellular signal transduction; microtubule cytoskeleton organization; protein phosphorylation. Gene Ontology annotation, molecular function: protein serine/threonine kinase activity; tau-protein kinase activity; ATP binding. Lineage: Eukaryota; Fungi; Ascomycota; Sordariomycetes; Hypocreales; Clavicipitaceae. The record is from RefSeq and is a predicted model, not a curated record.
AUGGCCACACACCAUCGCCGCUCCUCAGUGUCGCCGUCGUCGUCUCGCAGCGCCAAUGCCAACGCCAAUGCCCAUUUCAAUGCCCAUGGCCGACAUGGAGUGAAUGGGCUGGUCCUGACCCCGUCCCGGUCCCCAUCCACCAGGUCCACGGCGGGGCGAUCCCGGCAUUCAGCACGCUCCUAUUCCUCGUCACCACCAGCAACCGCUCCAGCAUCUCCUGUUACCGGCAGCGGUGCUGCGAUUGCUGCGCCUGCGCGCUCCUCUCGGCCCCCUCUGUCCCCAUCGUCGGGAGCCUCAGCCUUCGCCGCCACUAAUCCCGCCAGUCCUGGUACUGCUACUGCUUCCUCGCUGCCAAGACCAGCAGCCCCAGGGUCAGGCUCCACAGCGCCCAACAACAACAGCCAGCGUCGCCCAGGCCAGCGUCACAGUGCUGCCAGCGCCAGGGAUAACAGCGCUGCUGCUGCCCGCUCCACCGCCGUCACCACCAUCGCCGCCUCCUCCGCCUCCUCCUCCUCCUCCACCAGCACAAACUCCCAGCACCGGCACCAGCACCGCCAGAGCCAUCCCCAUCCCCAUCAGCAUCAGCAUCAGCAUCAGCAUCUCCAACCUCAGCGUCGUCAUCACCGCCGCGCGUCUGCAUCGUCCGCGGCGUCCCCGCCCUCUCGCCCCGUCCAGGAUAUCCUCCCCCAUCAUGACUGCGAGACCGCGCACCUAGCAUCUUAUUCUUCUCAUUCGAAGCGCAGCUCCAGCAGAGACCGCACGUCGCUCCCAGCCUCGACAAGGGGCGCUGACGCCGCCGCCGAGUACGCAUCCCCUUCCGUCUCCUCGUCCCAGCAGGCUGCUCGCCGGGCCAGCACCCGCUCCUCCUCUCGACGACACCAUCACCAACCUCAUCCGUCGGUCGGGAUGGCUCCCUCUGCCGUCGCUACAAACAAUGGCGGUUCUUCUGCUACCCCUCCCUGCCAUGCCGCCUCAUAUGCCGCCCCCGAUCCUCACCAUCAGUCACACACUGCCACCAAACAGAACAGAUCGCGCACCACUGUUCCCACCCAGUCGGGGAAAUGGAUCCUUGGCAAGACUAUCGGCGCAGGUAGCAUGGGCAAAGUCAAGCUUGCCCGCAAAGAAGACGGCAGCGAACAGGUUGCUUGCAAAAUAGUCCCUCGAGGCUCGACCGAAGAACACCAGAGCCGUGCAGACAAGGAGCGAGCGGACCAGUCCAAGGAAAUUCGAACCGCCCGCGAAGCCGCCAUUGUCACUCUCCUGAAUCAUCCCCACAUCUGCGGCAUGAGAGACGUCGUUCGCACCAACUACCACUGGUACAUGCUGUUCGAGUACGUCAAUGGCGGCCAGAUGCUCGACUACAUCAUCUCGCACGGCAAGCUGAAGGAGAAACAAGCCCGCAAGUUCAGUCGCCAAAUCGCCAGUGCACUAGACUACUGCCACCGAAAUAGCAUAGUUCAUCGCGACCUCAAAAUCGAAAACAUCUUGAUUAGCAAAACCGGCGACAUCAAAAUCAUUGAUUUUGGUCUCAGUAAUCUCUUCUCGCCCCGUGGCCACCUCAAGACCUUUUGUGGCAGCUUGUAUUUUGCUGCUCCGGAGCUCUUGCAGGCCAGAGCAUACACAGGUCCCGAGGUCGAUGUGUGGAGCUUUGGCAUUGUGCUUUACGUCCUCGUCUGUGGUAAGGUGCCAUUCGACGACCAGAGCAUGCCUGCUCUUCAUGCCAAGAUUAAGAAGGGUCUGGUAGAUUACCCUACUUGGCUUUCAAGCGAAUGCAAACAUCUCAUGUCCCGCAUGUUGGUGACCGAUCCCAAGCAACGCGCAACCAUGCAAGAAGUCAUGAACCAUCCUUGGAUGACAAAAGGUUUUUAUGGACCUCCGGACAAUUAUCUUCCUUCCCGCGAACCAUUGACGCAUCCCUUGGACCCGGACGUCAUCCAUGCCAUGCAAGGAUUCAACUUUGGUUCCCCUGAAGCUAUCCGGGCUCAACUAAGCAAAAUUAUCGACUCCGAGGACUACCAACAUGCUGUCAAGUUGUACCAACGGGAACGAGAAGCCCCACCCCCUCCUGCCAAAGACGCCGAGAGGAGGAGAGGCUUUGGAUUCGAUUUCUACAAGAGACGGAAUUCUUCCAACAGCAGAGACACACUGACUGGCCUAAGCAGCGAUACCUUGCAGCUUGGCCAUGAUCCUCUAUACGCCUUUAGUCCGCUGCUCUCCAUAUAUUACCUGGUCAAGGAGAAGCAAGAUCGUGAGCCAGCGCAGCAAGCCCCUGUCAGCUCAAGCGGUUCUCAUGAGAAGGAGAAGGAGAAGGAGAGGACUCGAGAACGGGAGAGGGAGAGGGAGAGGGAGAGGGAUCAUCGAGAUCGAGACUACAGAGAUCGUGACAAAGGCGCCGACGCCAUGCCAGAGCUUGCGCCUCCUCAGGCGGCUCAUACCAACGCAACUGCGUACGAGAUGCCUGGCGAAAGGCCCACCGGUGGACGGUCAAGGCCUCGUGCCCGUACUCAUGGUGAAGACGAUGCACCAGAGUCAGCGAGACAGCAUGGACAUGCUCCACCACCUCCCCCUGCGGAGUCCAAGGUGGAACAGCUGCAAAAGAAGGAGGGCACUGCGGCUGGACUGCUUCGAAGGUUCAGCACACGAAAGCGCAGAGAACCUGAGCGACUCGACAAGGACCGUUCUCAUCCUCCCAUGGUGCAAGUUCACUCUCCAUCCGAUCCAGCACCAGCGCCUGCAACUCCCAAAAAGAGCUUCAGUAUUCGCCGUGGCAGACGGGAUCGUGAUGAACCUCCGGUCCCACCGAUUCGGUCAGGAAGCAGCCAACCUCAUCAUGGUGCGCUACUCAGCCCUCCACUGUCCGCCCCCGGCACGAGGGGCAGUCGAAUGUCAGGUCUGGGACGUUCUACCAGUGUCAACUCGGCGGAAAUGCGUCGUCGCCAGGGCGGUAGACUACCCAAGGAGGCCGCUGCCACCAGUAGCUCUGAUCAAUCCAUGUCAAAUGACCAAUCAGGGUCGUCACGGCGAACCCACGGCCACUCCAGAUCGGUCUCAAUGAGGACGAAAUCACUGAGCCAUGCCCGCCGAGAGAGCGUCCAACGUCGUCGCAUGAGACGUGAAGGAGUUCAGGAAGCUGACGUGCCUGAGGAGACAGACUUUGAACCAGAUCAAAGUGGCGUGUCUACGGAUCGACUUGACAGCGCUGAACUGGCCAAGCCAGUAUUCCUGAAGGGGCUGUUCAGUGUAUCGACGACAUCUGGCAAGUCGGUACCGGCAAUCCGAGCCGAUAUUAAGCGCGUUCUCAAGCAAUUGAACGUUGGAUUCGCGGAGAUCAAGGGAGGCUUUUUCUGUCGACACACGCCAAGUAUCGAUUUGAACAAGGUACAUGACCCUCCCACCAGUCCUGGUCAAGCUUCGGGCCAUCGACGCCGGUUCAGCUUUGGUGGCUUGAUGCGGAACGAUGACCGUGAGGAGAUUCGAGACCUAGAACGGGAACAACGCCAACCCCAAACUCCCCGAACUCCCGGUCGACCAGACCGAGAAAGAGACCGCUCUGACCGAGAUCGCAGCUACUCCAACUCGGAGACGUCGGUGGAUAGCAUCCCUCGACGAAAUGGCGGCACUACGAGGCGAGUCCCAGGCGAAACAAGCACCCAGGUCCAAAGUGACCUCGGCGAGAGCAUGGUGCUGGAAUUCGAAAUCUUCAUUGUGAAGGUACCUCUCUUGUCACUGCAUGGAAUCCAGUUCAAACGGAUGACAGGCAACACGUGGCAGUUCAAGAAUAUGGCAGACCAGAUUCUACGGGAUCUGCGGCUAUAG